Messenger RNA from Zasmidium cellare ATCC 36951, 516 nucleotides. RefSeq lists its product as uncharacterized. Lineage: Eukaryota; Fungi; Ascomycota; Dothideomycetes; Mycosphaerellales; Mycosphaerellaceae. Bases 1 to 516 code for a protein of 171 amino acids. The transcript has a single exon. The record is from RefSeq and is a predicted model, not a curated record.
AUGAACACCCUCGACCGCCUCCUCGCCCAAGACGCCAUCCUCAAAACCUGCCAUCAACUCCUCUACUCCGAAGACGAACUCGACCGCACCACAAUGCUGUCCUGCUUCCACCCCACACAAAAAAUCUCCCUCGACAUGUCCGGCCACCUCCAAGAAAUCCCACCCACAACCCUCACGCCGGAGGAAUGGUGGCAACAAGUGCACUCCAUCUUGGGCGGCUUCACUGCCACACAGCAUUUCGCGGGUAAUGCUGUCGUGACGUUUGAUCCGGAGGAUGAGGGGAAAGCGCAUGUUAAGCAGAGUGUUACUGCGUAUCAUUGUAUCGAGGAGGAUGGGGUGCUGGAGAGUGUGACGGCGAGGGCGGUGCAGGAGUUUGGGAUGGAGUGCUUUGAGGGGAGGUGGGUUAUUGGAAGGUUGGUGAUUUGGAGGAGUGUGCCGCUUGAUAAUGGGGGUUUGUAUCUUAAGGCGAUGGAGAGGGCGAAGGAUGUGAGGACGUUAAGGAAGCCGAAGGAUUAG